This is a messenger RNA of Coregonus sp. 'balchen', 1754 nucleotides long. The record is from the annotation of a GenBank genome assembly. Lineage: Eukaryota; Metazoa; Chordata; Actinopteri; Salmoniformes; Salmonidae.
AUGGUUUGUAAAACAGAACAAAUAUGGCGUCCGACAGCUCGAGAACUGCAAUUCGAUUCGAGUGAGUUACUGCGCUGUAAUUUUCUUAACGAAAAGUAGUAUGAAUAACGUUUGGUGCUUUGAAAUUAUAUUUGGUGUGAUAGAAUUUAGCUAACAUAUUGCAUCAAAGCUUCCGUUUCCCAACAUAAGAUGCAGUGUAGCCUGCCCUGAAGUGCAUUAGCGGCAUUUUAGAAUCUGGUUUCAAAAUUCUGUUGACAUGUGUCUGCCACACUUCAAAGCAUUGCAAUAAAAAAUUUGUUUGUAGGCCCAAGGGUUUCCAAUGCUAAUAUCUAACCAAAUGUCAUGACCCUACAAAAGCUGUAGCCUAAAUUGCAUUUACAUAUAAAUGUAUUUCUCCCACCACAGUCUCUAAGAAUAUGACCACCAUGGACACAAAACAGAUCACUCAUCAUACUCUCCAAAUUGACAAAUUUAACAGGGCGGGUAACUAUGGCAACAUUAUGCCUCUCCUGACCGCCCUUGAUAAUGCCUGUGUGACUUGUGAGCAGCUGCAAGGCACAGACAUCGUCAGGGUUCUUUACAGACUCCUCAAAACCUGCUUAGACCAUUCAGUGAAAAGAACAGUCAAGCACCUGUUGUCAAAAUGGAAGAAACUCUACAGUCACCCCUAUCACAUCUCAAAGGAGAAGGGAAGUGGAGAAGAAUUCACUGUCGUUGGAGACAGUAUACUGGCUGACAUAACUUGUCUGGCAGACAGAGGUGGCCUAGCUGCUGGUGAUGCUACUAAACCAGUGGAGUUGGGUGCGUCUUGUGAACAUGUGGUUUUCCAUACUGGGUUCGAGGACAGAACACUCCCAAAUGGGACCAAGUGCGGGAGAGCUAAGGGAGAAGGGGUGUCAUCGUGGCAGGCAGCUGGUGAUUCGUCUUCGGGGUCAAUUUUGCCCACCCUCUCAAAGCAGUCAGAAUCUCCUGCCACCACUUCCCUGGGUACCCCUCCUCCCUGUAAGGAUUCCUCUGAGUCAGCUUUGAGGACAAAGUGCUUCCAGCUUCUCCUUGGUGCCCUCGAUCCAGAAACUUCCAAGGAGGCAGAGGGGAAGACUGCAGAUUUGGCCCGGGUCAUAGAGGUGCACAUCCACACUCUGCACCAUACAAACCAGGCCAAAUACAAGGCAUGCAUCAGGAGUAAGGUGGCCAACCUAAGGAACCCCAAAAACAGCCACCUUCGGUGUGGUCUCCUGGGCGGCAGCCUGGGGCCGGAAGUCUUCGCCGGGAUGUCUGUGGAGGAGAUGGCCAACGAGGAGCUCCAGCGGCUGAGGGAGGAGUACUCGUCGCGGGGGGUGAGCGAGAGGCAGCUCCCCCAGGGGGUGGAGGGGACGCCCACUCAGAAGCUGCGGUGCAGGCGGUGCGAGGGGUCGGACUGCAGGGUGACGCAAGUGUUCCAGGGCCGCUUUUCUUUCGGCGUGGGUCCCCAGCCACGCAACAUCAAUGGCCAUGACCUUUGUGACCUGUAGCAGGUGUGGGGAGCAGUGGUACCACAGCAGCUGGGUCUGCCUCUGAUAGGCCAUCCUCACCACACCACAUUUUAAAAAAUGCCUGCUUUGGUUUUGUUGAGAUCCUGCUGAUAUGUCUUCACCCUAUCAAAAUGACUAAUGUCAUGUUUUAAUGACAGAAAUUAAGAAUUACAUGUAACAUUUUAUCACAUGGUUAUGCUGUAUGCAUUACAUUGUCAUUAAACUUGCUUCGCUACAUACUGU